AUGGCACCAAAAAAGAAAGGAGUUGUUGAAAAACCAAUUUUAUUGGGUAGACCAGGUAAUAACUUAAAAUCCGGUAUUGUUGGGUUAGCCAAUGUUGGUAAAUCCACUUUUUUCCAAGCAAUUACUAGAUCUCCUUUAGGUAACCCUGCCAAUUAUCCAUUCGCCACUAUUGAUCCUGAAGAAGCCAGGGUCAUUGUCCCAUCACCAAGAUUCGAUAAAUUAUGUGAAUUGUAUAAACCAAAAAGUGAAGUUCCAGCCUUUUUGACUGUUUAUGACAUUGCUGGUUUAACUAAAGGUGCUCAUGCCGGUGAAGGUUUAGGUAACAAUUUCUUAGCCAAUAUCAGAGCUGUCGAUUCUAUUUUCCAAAUGGUCAGAUGUUUCGAUGAUGCUGAUAUCAUUCAUAUUAACGACGAAGUUAACCCAAUAGCUGAUUUGGAUAUCAUCAAGGAUGAAUUGAGAUUGAAAGAUAUUGAUUUCGCCAAUACUUAUUUGGAAGGUGUUGAAAAGAUUGCUAAAAGAGGUGGACAAUCUUUAGAAGUUAAACAAAAGAAAGAAGAAGCCGAAUUUGUCAAGAAAGUUAUUCAAAUGUUAGAAGAUGGUAAAAGAAUUGCUAACCAAACUUGGACUGCUAAAGAAGUUGAUGUCAUCAAUCAAAUGUUAUUGUUGACUGCCAAGCCAUGUAUCUACUUGAUCAAUUUGUCCGAAAAAGAUUACAUUAGAAAGAAGAACAAGUACUUGUUAAAGAUUAAAGAAUGGGUUGAUACCAAUUCCCCAGGUGAUUUGAUUGUGCCACUUUCUGUUUCUUUCGAAGAAAAGUUGGCUAGCAUGGAAUCUGACGAAGAAAGAGAAGCUUAUUGUAAAGAAAUUGGUGCUCAAUCUGCCUUACCAAAAAUCAUUGUUGCCAUGAGACAAAAAUUGGACUUGAUUUCCUUUUUCACUGGUGGUCCAGACGAAGUUAGAGAAUGGACCAUUAGAAAAUGGUACACUGCUCCACAAGCAGCUGGUACUAUUCACACAGAUUUAGAAAGAACAUUUAUAUUGGCACAAGUCAUUAAAUAUGAAGAUUUGAUUGAAUAUGGUGAUGAAAACAGUGUUAGAGCUGCUGGUAAAUUAAUGCAAAAGGGUAAGGAUUACUUUGUUGAAGAUGGGGAUAUCAUUUAUAUCAAAGCCGCCGAUGGUAAAGCCCGUUAA
Candida dubliniensis CD36 is the source of this 1191-nucleotide messenger RNA. It is a transcript of the gene YBN5, whose product is annotated as Obg-like ATPase. The record is from RefSeq and is a predicted model, not a curated record. The transcript has a single exon. Lineage: Eukaryota; Fungi; Ascomycota; Pichiomycetes; Serinales; Debaryomycetaceae. Gene Ontology annotation, cellular component: cytoplasm. Gene Ontology annotation, molecular function: ATP hydrolysis activity; ATP binding; GTP binding. The coding region runs from base 1 to 1191 and encodes 396 amino acids.